AAUUUACAGCGCAAUUCAAAAUUUCAAAACAAACCAGAGGUUGAUGUGUUGUUGGCAUGUAGAGUGUUUACUUUGAGCUGGCUAACUGUUACAGACACCACCCAAAACUUAAUUUAAAACCUGUUUCACCAUGGACGCAGAUGAAAAGCACGAUUCCAGCGCGAAGGAGAAAUCUGUGAAUAUUCCUAAACCGCCUUCCAUCGAGGAUUUCGUCGUUUUGAAGCCCAUCAGCCGCGGUGCCUUUGGCAAGGUCUACCUUGCACGGAAGAAGUGCAAUGCGCGUUUAUACGCCAUUAAAGUGAUGAAGAAAGCCAACAUGGUUGAUAAAAACAUGACUGGACAAAUGAAGGCAGAGAGAGACGCACUCGCUCUGAGCAAAAGCCCCUUCGUUGUUCACCUGUUUUACUCCCUUCAAACAGCCACUAAAAUUUAUUUGGUAAUGGAAUACCUCAUUGGUGGAGAUGUCAAAUCUCUGCUUCACAUCUAUGGGUAUUUUGACCAGGAUAUGUCUGUCAAAUACAUUUCAGAGGUUGCUCUGGCUUUAGAUUACCUGCACCGUCAUGGUAUCAUCCACAGGGACCUGAAGCCAGACAACAUGCUUAUAUCCAACGAAGGCCACAUCAAGCUCACAGACUUUGGCCUUUCUAAAGUCAAGCUUGACAGAGAGCUGAAUCUUAUGGAUAUCCUCACCACUCCCUCCUUGACUAAACCUACAAAAGAUUACUUCCGGACACCGGGUCAAGUCCUCUCCUUAAUCAGCUCACUUGGUUUUAAUACGCCUACAGGGGAAGGCAAGCGUCACUGCAGUGCAUCGGCUGUGUCCAGUCCCCUUUCCUGUGGCAAAAUAAAACUAAAGAACAACUCUCUUGCAUCACCCGUAAUGAAGAAAAAAGAUAAACUGCACUCUCCAGGUCACUACCCUUGGAAAUCCAAACCUAACAACAGUGUGUUCAGUCCUCACAAAUGGACUAAAAACCUCACGCCUUCUCUACUCAAGACCAGAAGUAGGUUUGAGACAAUGAGUGCAGGCAGCACCACUGACACUGAAGGUGGCAUCAGUCCACUGUGGGAGUGUGAGGAGAAAGAAAAUGAGCAGAAGAGGAAAGUGCUUUCUGAGACAAAAAGACUUCAGGAAGACGUUGCGCCCAUAAAACCUGGCGCCCUAAUGGCGUCCGCUAAAAUCAACAGGACUCUUCACAAAAAGUCCUAUCCAGACCAAGCUGCUGAAAAAAGUCUGGAGUCUGGAGUUUCUGAUUCCACAAUUUUGGAAAAAGAUGAGCGUCAAGCUUUGGUUCCCUCAUCUGUGAAGAGAACAUUUUCCGAUGUAGAGAGGAGUCCAGAGCCACUAGAGACCCAAGCCAAGAAGAGAAAUGCAGACUACAGAAGGUGCUUUGAGAUUCCAGAGGAGUCUGCAAGGUUUCACACUGGCCUGACGGGAACAUUUUCCACCAUCCAUAUAGGCGACUUCAUGGCCUCCACUGAGGGGAUUGGGUUUUCUGAGGACCGCAUCCCAAAGCGCUCCAGUCCCAUUGCUGUUGCCAAGUCCCUGUUUAGUGAACUGGAAGAGCAAACAGAGGAUGUGUUUGAUGACGAAGCCAAAGACUUGUCACGCUCAAGUUUCACGUCACCGCUUGGGGGGAACAGUGACGUUUGCAGGAGCUUGAGUCUGGACUCUGAUGGUUCUAUCCAUGAAACGUCUCUCACGAUAGAUAGCCACACGCCACCUAAACCGAGCAAGUGUCCAAACAUCGGGAAGUUGGGUUACGAGGAGAUUAAAAACUCGUCCAUGAUAGAACCCCUACCACAAACUCCCUCUGCUGUCACUACAGGAACACGCAAACUUGGUCAUUUUGGCCACAGAGGUGAAUCCCGUUGUUCCUUUCCUAGUCCGCUCAAUGAUUUCAUGCGUGCAGUGAAAUCGCCCUCUUUCCUCAAGCCGAGAAAUGUGGUCGCUUUCCGCAGCUACAAUAGCUCCAUCAACCGCUCCAACAUGUCAGCGGUUUCCCGUCUCAGCAAUUGGUCUGUGGAGGCCAUGGACACGUCAGCCAUGUUUCACUCUGCGUCUGGUGUCGCAACACCAGUGCAGAGCAGGGUCAACUCCAGCACCUCUCUGUGUCGGACGCCGCUGCCCAUGUCCACGUCCCACACGCCCUUCAGGACCCCAAAGAGCGUCAGACGAGGUGCGCUGCCUGUUGAGGGGGCUCCUAUUCUAGGAACCCCCGACUACUUGGCUCCAGAGCUUCUUCUGGGGAAACCACAUGUUUCAGGAAGUGCUCGGUACGACUUCAUGGUGGACUGGUGGGCGCUGGGCGUGUGUCUCUUCGAGUUCCUCACUGGCGUGCCGCCGUUCAAUGACGAGACGCCGCAGCUUGUCUUCCAGAAUAUUCUCAACAGAGACAUCCCGUGGCCCGAGGGAGAGGAGGAGCUGUCGGAAAAUUCAAGGAAUGCCAUUGAAAUACUUCUGACGAUGGACAUGACAAAGCGGGCUGGACUAAAGGAACUCAAGAGCCACGCCCUGUUCGACGGCCUAGACUGGGACAACCUGCCCAACCAGACGAUGCCUUUCAUACCUCAGCCGGAGGACGAGACCGACACCUCGUACUUUGACGCGAGAAACAACGCUCAGCACAUCGCGGUGUCUGGCUUCAGCCUUUAAACAAACAAAAGAAGCUCCACGGGCGGAGGUCUCAUACAGAAUCAGAAAACAGCAGAGUUUGUCUGCUGGUGAAGUGUAAAGUGUGAAGUAAUCAGGGCUGUUGAUUGUGGAUUAUUUUUUUGAACGUUCAGGACUGUUUAUACUUUUAAAAAAUAGUUUUACAUAGAGUAUGUGCAAUCAGUGUUAGGAUCAACAGCAGAAAUAGUAAUAAGUGAUUUUCUUUAGUUAUAGCUCUUAAAAGUCAACUCUUCUGUUAUAAAAAUCCAACGAAUGCAACCGUGUCAUCUUUUAAUACUUUAAUUUCUGUAUUAAUAUGCCAUUGUAUCGAUGAAACACAAACUAAUAAUGUAUAAAUGUUGAUGUAAAUGUGUUUGUUUUUGUCUCCUGCUGUUUGAAAGAAAAAAACAUCCUAAUAUAUAUAUAUUAAUGUGUAGUGUGUUUUAUUUGUAUAUCUUGUUCACAUCAUUUAGUGUUGUUUUAAGACUGUGCUUGUUUUUGCUGCUUUUAUCUCACUCAUUAUUUUGAUGUGAUAUCAUAUAUUUUUUUCCCCUGUUUUCCACACUACUGGUAUUUGAUUUUUGUUUGUUUUAAUCAUUUCACCGAAACUCAUUCGACUCUUGUUGAAAUUUUA
Solea solea (common sole) is the source of this 3287-nucleotide messenger RNA. It is a transcript of the gene mastl, whose product is annotated as microtubule associated serine/threonine kinase-like. Gene Ontology annotation, biological process: intracellular signal transduction; peptidyl-serine phosphorylation. Gene Ontology annotation, cellular component: nucleus. Bases 131 to 2656 code for a protein of 841 amino acids. The record is from RefSeq and is a predicted model, not a curated record. NCBI's taxonomy places the organism in Eukaryota, Metazoa, Chordata, Actinopteri, Pleuronectiformes, Soleidae. The transcript has 13 exons. Gene Ontology annotation, molecular function: protein serine/threonine kinase activity; ATP binding.